Molecule: messenger RNA, 504 nt
Organism: Photinus pyralis (common eastern firefly)
Lineage: Eukaryota; Metazoa; Arthropoda; Insecta; Coleoptera; Lampyridae
Exons: 3
Coding region: 107-451 (114 amino acids)
Biological process (GO): sleep; positive regulation of voltage-gated potassium channel activity; regulation of synaptic transmission, cholinergic
Source: RefSeq, a predicted model, not a curated record
AAUAAAUAGACUUUGAUCUAUUACUGUAAUCUAAUCUUACCCCUCUACUUUUCGCGGGGUAUAAAUAUGUGUGUCAUAUGAUAAGAUACCAAGUUGUAUUUUCAUCAUGUAUAUCAAAACACUAUUGGCUACUCUCUUUUUAGUGCAUGCUGCCGUGGCACGUCUGCAUUGUUAUGAAUGCGACAGCUCAAAGGGCCACACUAACUGCCAAAGUGGAUCGGGAAUAGAUAAGGUUGAAUGUGAAGAACCACCUCAGGAUGCAGGGCAACUAUGCGUUGCGUAUUCGGAAAAUGUGAACGGGGUGACUAAAUAUGUAAGAGAAUGCGCCAUUGAGGGGGCCACUGCCGAUUACCAGACCAUUCCACUUUGCCCAUCCAUGAAAGAGGAAGGUCGAGACCUUCCCAAGUGUGAAACUUGUGGAGGAAAUUAUUGUAACGAUGCGCCUCUUUAAAAGGUCACUUGUCAAAUUGAUAGGAUUAAUUAAAUAAACUCCGUCAAAGAUUA